This is a messenger RNA of Melozone crissalis (California towhee), 735 nucleotides long. It is a transcript of the gene NKX2-6, whose product is annotated as NK2 homeobox 6. Gene Ontology annotation, cellular component: nucleus. Bases 1 to 735 code for a protein of 244 amino acids. The transcript is spliced from 2 exons. Gene Ontology annotation, molecular function: DNA-binding transcription factor activity, RNA polymerase II-specific; RNA polymerase II cis-regulatory region sequence-specific DNA binding. Lineage: Eukaryota; Metazoa; Chordata; Aves; Passeriformes; Passerellidae. The record is from RefSeq and is a predicted model, not a curated record. Gene Ontology annotation, biological process: cell differentiation; regulation of transcription by RNA polymerase II.
AUGCCGCCCACGCCCUUCUCGGUGCGGGACAUCCUCAAGCUGGAGGCUCCCGGCGAUCCCCGAGCGGCGCAGGACGAGCCGCGGCCGCGUGAGUGCCCGCGGGACCCCGCGGGACGGGACGGGACGGGACGGGCGGGGGAAGCGCCGGGGGGACCCCGCGGAGCCGCUCCCGCUCCCCGAGGGCGGCGCUGCGUCCUCGCACCCUCCGGGACAUCGCUGCUCGCCCCGGGCUCCGAGGCCGGCGCGGAGCCGGGGGAGCCCCGGGAGGCGCCGGGGCGGCGGCGGCGGCGGCGGCCGCGCGUUCUGUUCUCGCAGGCGCAGGUGCUGGAGCUGGAGCGGCGCUUCCAGCGGCAGAGAUACCUGUCCGGGCCCGAGCGGGAGCAGCUGGCGCGGCUGCUGCAGCUCAGCCCCGCGCAGGUGAAGAUCUGGUUCCAGAACCGGCGCUACAAGAGCAAGCGGCAGCGGCGGGAGCGGCGCCCGGAGCCGGCGGUGCCCGCGGUGCCCCCGCGCACGGUGCCGGUGCCGGUGCUGGUGCGGGAUGGCGAACCCUGCCCGGGGGGCUCCAGACCCUUCCCGGCUCCCUGGGGAGCUCCCGGCGCUUUUUCCUGCAGCUCCUGCCCCGGGGGCAGCGCUUGGGGCGGGUUCCCCGCGGCGCCACCCGGUGCCAGCCCCGGCGGUGCCCAGCGCCAGCAGCGGGCCGUGCCCGCGGGGAUCGGCAGCGGGAGCCGGGGAUAG